UGCUGCGCAUGCGCGCUCCAGGCCUUGCUUCUUCUAAUGUGCUCUUCUGUCUGCUCCACCGCCCCCUGCUGUUCACUCUGCGCCGCCCUCCUGACAUCAGGGUUCAUAAAUCAAACACAUCCAACAACUAAAAGUGACGGAGUUCAUCACUGAACACGUUCUCUCUUUAAUUGUAAUCACCUGCAUGACAUCACGCAGACGCCAGUGCCUGAGUGGAUGAACCCGGAGGCUUGCUGACGUCACACGGCUUGAACCUCUAUAUCCCGGACUGUGUCGGGGUCCCUGAACGCUGCAGCAGCUGUGAGCGGCGUCGCGUGCUCAUCAGAACUGAUUAAACUCACCUGUCGGCUCGUGCUGGAGCGUCUCUACCGGAGGACUGGACCGAGUUUACCGAGUUUUACCGUAGCUACUGGGAGUGCUGGGACCAGUUGAGGAUGCAGAAAGGCCUGAAAAAGUACUUCGUCAACAUGGACGAGUACCUGAGCAGCCUGAGCCUCUACCGGAAGAUGGUGGCGCGAGACGCCUCAAGCCUCUUCAGAGCCGUGUCGGAACAGUUGUACUACUCUCAGAACUACCAUCAGAGGAUCCGUCAGGACUGUGCUGACUUCAUGCGAACCAACCGAAGCAACUUUGAGCCGUUUGUUGAAGGUUCCUUUGAGAAAUAUCUGGAACGCCUAGAGGACCCCAAGGAGACGGUGGGCCUGGUGGAGAUCAAGGCUCUGUCCCAGCUCUACAGGCGCUGUUUCCUGAUCUACCGUUACCCGGGGAAACCAGCCACCGUGAUCUCAGAGGAGGACUGUGUUGACAAGGUGACGCUUUGUUGCUCCAUCAAUGGUCACUAUGACAUUGUUUACCCGAGGACUUACCCUGUUUCUGCUGCCAUCUGUCAGUCUCUUUUCUACGAGCUGCUCUACACUCAGGUGUUUGGGUUUGAGGAGGCGGAGCUCUGUCAGGCAAUGGAGGCCUUCAGGGUCGGGGGUCGGCGCUAUAGAAACAGCCCAUCUGUGUCUAGUGAUGUCGACUUUGGCUACGAGACACCUGAGGACAGAUGUCAAAGGGAGGAACCAGAGUCGUGUGGAGCUGCUGACGAUAAACUGCGAGGUGUGACCGCUGAGGAGAAGCCUCCGUCUGAAGCUCCGCCCCCUUCCAGACUGUCUCUACCUUAUAAGGUCAUGAAGUCUCUCGAUGGCGACGCGUACAGGAACCUGGAGUUUGACGUGUGGCAGGACACCUGUAAAGAAAUGCAGAAGACGGACUACAUGGUGUUUGCAGGGAGGCAGUACUUCCUGGGAGACAAGUGUCAGGUGCGUCUGGAGCCAAAGGGAAAGUUCUACAACGCCUUCAUCCAGGAAGUAGGAACGCACCCGUCAGCCGUCACCGUCUUCAUUGAGGAGCUGGGAGAGAAACACCUGGUUCCUCUCACGGACCUGAAACCAGUCAACCCAGUUCCAGCCUGGAACGUCGCUGCUCCAAUCAGGAAGGGAGACCUGGACGUCGACUCUCGUGGUCAGAGGCAUCAUCACCGCCAUCGCUACUUCAGGAAGUCCCGUGGGAACAGCGGGUUGAAGGGGGCGGAGCUUCUGAUGCCGCAGACUUCCUACGGAGGCCCGACUUCCUCCGCCCUGCCCCCCCGCUUCCAGGCAGCAGGCCACCCUCGCCCUCCACCCCCUCUGUCACCAGGAACCAUGACCUAUGACCCCUACGCCCCCCCCCAUCACCACCACCCCCCUGCCAGACCUCCUCGCUACGGAGCCACCAGAAGCUCCACUCGUUUCCUGAACCGUCACCUGAUUGGUCCUCAGUUGACCUAUUACCACCCUGGAAGGAGGUAUUACCAUGACUACGAGAGCUAUGCCUUCAGGUCACGCCGUAGUCGUCGUCAGCUGGCAGCGGCCUUGAACAAAGACGGCCAGUUUGGGUUCCCAGCGGAGGUCGAGGAGGAGACGUCUGACUUGGACGCAAACAUCACCUUCUACCAGCUGGACGACGCCGACGGGGUCUUCCCCCCGCUGGCGGGUCCUGCUGUGCCCCCCCACCCCAUAGGAGCCCCGCCCCCUCCCAAUGGCUCCGCCUACAGAGUUCAGAGAGGCACGGGGCCUGCACCUCCACUUGGGAGCAGCACCAUCUGUUCAUCAGAGGAGGACCAGGAGGACGCCAGCACCGUGGAGGACCAGGCAGAGUACACAGAGGACUACAUCUACAUCACUCAGGAUCAGAACUACCGGACCUCAGGUGUUUACACUGCUGCUGAGCCCCCCACCAACAAAGAUGAAGGAGGAACUUCCGAUUCGCCACCGAGACAAGAGCUGACCUACAGCUACACACAGCAGGUAGUGAAACCAUUGGUCAUCUGCUCUUCACCCUCGUCUUCCUCCUCCUCCCCCUCUUCUCCAUCAUCACAUGUACCUGCCACUGCCCACCUGCCGGCAGCCACACAGACGCGCUCAGUUGCCAUGGGGAUUCCAGCCUCUGCUCCCUGGUUGGUUAAUGAGUUGGGUGAGCCUGUCUGCACCAUGGUAGCUCCGCCCCCUUACUCCUAUGAUCCUAACGGCAGUGAUUUACCCAGAGACUGCAGGGUGCUCCAGUAUUACUUCAACUUAGGAGUCCAGUGGUACCAUCAGAGCUAUUGGCAGCAGCAGCAGCAGCAGGCAUAUCCUGCCACCUCACCGGAGGCCUCCUACCCUUACCAGCACUACACCCCCUACCUGAACCAGGAGCCCCCCCUGCAUGCCGCCCCCCCUCUGUACCCAGAGACGACCCGAGGCCUCCAUCAGCCCACCUCCUACUACCCAGAAUCCACCAGGGCAGGAGAUGGACAGGCCGACGGACACAGCGGUGGCGAAGGCCCCUCCACUUCAACUAGCCCAGCUCCUCCUUGCUCCUCCUCCUCUGCGCUCCUGUACCAGGAUCAAACACCUCUGCCCGCUCCGUCAUUGCUGCACCUGCCCUACGAAGCACCGCCCCCCACCACCUACAUGCCCUCGGCUCCUCCCCCGCUUCCUCACCUCACCCAUCACUCCUCUUAUCAUACCUGCCUUCCUCCCUCUGCCCACUGGGGGGCACUGCAGACUGGAGGCCAUGCCACCCGGGUCUACUGCCCCACUUCUAACCCCACCCAUGUGGUCGGUUACAUCACAGCGCCGCCAACGCACUACAUCUCACCCCCCAUCUAACACACGACAUUCCUCACUCAAUAGCUUGUGGCUAACAAGCCCCUUGUGUUAAAUGAAAAGGGCUCGAUGCUAAUGUCAAAGUAAAACAUGAGAAUAACAACCAAAGAGACCAAAACCAAGUCAACAUUUUAAUGUUGAAAGAUGUUAUGAAAACACGUACGGUAAGUUUGUCAGUGUCAAAUGUUAAAUUCCCACGUUAAAGGUUAGUUUUGAGUUUGUCACGUUUUUGGGACUAAGCAGAUCGGGAGCAUUCAAACUUUCCCUGUUUAUUGAGGGAUCUAUUUGUGUUGGGUCUGUUCAAAGUGGUUUUCUUAUUUCUGGGUGAAUAAAGUUUGUUUCACCAGCAGUUAAUGCUGCUUUUGUUGGGUCACAUGACUGCAGGCUUCACCCAG
This is a messenger RNA of Pungitius pungitius (ninespine stickleback), 3565 nucleotides long. It is a transcript of the gene alg13, whose product is annotated as ALG13 UDP-N-acetylglucosaminyltransferase subunit. Lineage: Eukaryota; Metazoa; Chordata; Actinopteri; Perciformes; Gasterosteidae. Gene Ontology annotation, biological process: protein deubiquitination. The record is from RefSeq and is a predicted model, not a curated record. Gene Ontology annotation, molecular function: cysteine-type deubiquitinase activity. The coding region runs from base 435 to 3173 and encodes 912 amino acids. The transcript is spliced from 26 exons.